AUGCCCAGACUGGACGACCACCUCUGGAGAGGUCCCUGCGCUAAGGGCACGAAGCACAGAAGCCACCCAAGGGCCAGUGCCAGAGGGCUGGUAGCCAAAGCAGGCGAGAUGAGCAACUCCUCGGCGUCAGGCCCCUCUCUGCUGGCGGCCCACGGCGCCCUGGGCACCGACCCUGCUCAUGGGCCUCAGAGCGCUGGUGUGGGGGGCCAGGGCGGCAGCAGCCACGUCAACAGCUGGCAUCACCACCUGGUGCAGAGAAGCCUGGUGCUGUUCUUGGUGGGGGUGGUCCUGGCCUUGGUGCUCAACCUCCUGCAGGUCCAGAGGAACGUCACCCUGUUCCCAGACGAGGUCAUCGCCACCAUCUUCUCCUCCGCCUGGUGGGUUCCUCCGUGCUGCGGGACAGCAGCGGCUGUGGUUGGCCUGCUGUACCCCUGCAUCGACAGUCACCUUGGGGAGCCGCACAAGUUCAAGCGGGAGUGGGCCAGCGUGAUGCGUUGCGUGGCCGUCUUCGUUGGCAUCAACCACGCUAGUGCUAAACUGGAUUUUGCCAAUAACGUUCAGCUCUCCUUGACGUUAGCAGCCCUGUCUCUGGGCCUCUGGUGGACAUUUGACCGUUCAAGAAGCGGCCUGGGGCUGGGCAUCACCAUCGCCUUCCUCGCCACCCUGAUCACGCAGCUGCUGGUGUACAAUGGGGUCUAUCAGUACACGUCCCCAGAUUUCCUCUACAUCCGCUCCUGGCUCCCCUGCAUAUUCUUCUCGGGAGGCGUGACCGUGGGAAACAUAGGGCGGCAGCUGGCCAUGGGUGUCCCCGAAAAGCCACACAGUGAUUGA
Messenger RNA from Rangifer tarandus platyrhynchus (Svalbard reindeer), 831 nucleotides. The record is from the annotation of a GenBank genome assembly. NCBI's taxonomy places the organism in Eukaryota, Metazoa, Chordata, Mammalia, Artiodactyla, Cervidae.